Molecule: messenger RNA, 1354 nt
Organism: Hyalella azteca
Lineage: Eukaryota; Metazoa; Arthropoda; Malacostraca; Amphipoda; Hyalellidae
Exons: 5
Coding region: 79-822 (247 amino acids)
Cellular component (GO): extracellular region
Molecular function (GO): chitin binding
Source: RefSeq, a predicted model, not a curated record
CUGGUCCACAGUUGCACGAAGCCAUCAGUCACAACAAGCCUUGCAGUUUGGUACAAGAUAACGUACGGGAAGGCCGAUAUGGAACUAAGACUGGCUUCAAUUUUACUUAUUUGGAUGAUGCUCGUUGGAACGCGUGCGUCGUGCGUCCCGACAUGUAAAGACUCGACGGUUAACAUCACUGAAGGCAGCCGCGUUCCCAACCCGGCCAACUGCUUCGAGUUCUACGUCUGCAGCGACCCUUUGGGCGGAAACAAUUUGACUCUAUCUCCGGAACCUAUCAAGUGUCCGAACGGAACAUACUUCGAUGUGAGCUCGUCUAAGUGCAAGACGAUUCCUUCAGAUGGCAGCGCGUAUUGCGAAAACUUGUGCGAUCCUUGCGAUCUGAAGUGCGAGGCGCCUGGUACUUUAAUUCCCGACCCGUAUGCGUGUGAUUCCUACUACAUUUGUUUGGCGAACAAUGAAUCCAUAAUUUCUAACUGUGGUGAUGAUCAAAGCUUCGACUACAUCCAGGGAAGCUGUGUGGCCACCUCUGAUGCUGUGUGUUACAAGUCCUGCGAUCCAUGCAAAGUAUACUGCGUUCAUGAGGGCAAAGUGCCCAACCCUUUUGACUGCGAAGGAUACAUUUAUUGUGAACCUCCAUACGGUCAAACAGAGUUCAAGUGUCCUCCUGAUCACCAAUAUGAAAUCGGUUCUCAGAAGUGCGUUCCAUACGGUGACCCAAAUCAAACUUGUGAUAAUACUUGCACCGACGAUCUUACCACUACUUCUGUUACAAGUACCACAACUGAGACCUCACCUACCACUACGGCUGAUCAGCAGUAGCAGUGUCUGCAGCCAGGCUUGAUAUUGAUUGAGAAGUCGAGAGGUUGUUUGAAGUAUGUUCUUGAUUUUAGUAUUGGAUCAUAUAACAAACUUAUGUAUUGAACGCACAUUUUUUAUAGUUACCUAAGCUUCGGGUUAAACAGCAUAGCCUGCUCAUGAAAUCGUGUUCUACAUUUAGUUAAAGCGUCAUACAAAAGAAACGUUCUCAAGUUCCUUCAAUGCACUUUAUUUCUUUCCGGCAGUGCUUUUUUUUAAUAACUUUGGACGUUGUUUUUACCAUAUUUCGAGAUGUUAGGACCAAAUUUUGUCAAGAAGCCCUCAUGCUACACUGUAAUGUAGCUCAAUCCGUAAGGUAAUACAUGAAUUAUUAUAAAUACAUUUUAAUUCAUAAAAUUUAUAGUAAAAUUGUCGUAAACUAUUAACAAAAUGAAAAAUCCUUAUCACGCACCAAGUUACUAAUUUGUAUUCUCUCCACAACGUUUUGUGUUGGAAUGAACAUUUUGUGCAUUAAAAAUAUACUGGAAAAAUAUAU